Messenger RNA from Sphaeroforma arctica JP610, 267 nucleotides. RefSeq lists its product as hypothetical. The coding region runs from base 1 to 267 and encodes 88 amino acids. The record is from RefSeq and is a predicted model, not a curated record. Lineage: Eukaryota; Ichthyosporea; Ichthyophonida. The transcript has a single exon.
AUGGACCAAAGUAAGUCAGAGAGCACAUCCUAUCGCCAUAAGACCACUAUCGGGGAGGUAGCAUUGGGUCAACAGCCGCAGAACGUGGCAAAGGCAUCGGGAGAGUACGUAGAACAUGCGAUGGAGCAAGAUGUCGAUGGCGGGAGUAAAGAAAGGAGCAAAGUAACUUGUCAAGAGCAGACGGGAGGAGAGCUACACGUACAGAGUACAUAUUCUAACAUUAAGUCUGACAGGGAGUCAAGGGACACAAUGUUAGACAUGGCCUAA